Sitodiplosis mosellana (orange wheat blossom midge) is the source of this 3604-nucleotide messenger RNA. Its product is annotated as DNA helicase MCM9-like. The record is from RefSeq and is a predicted model, not a curated record. Gene Ontology annotation, biological process: double-strand break repair via homologous recombination; DNA replication. Gene Ontology annotation, cellular component: MCM complex; nucleus. The coding region runs from base 273 to 3278 and encodes 1001 amino acids. The transcript has 6 exons. Lineage: Eukaryota; Metazoa; Arthropoda; Insecta; Diptera; Cecidomyiidae. Gene Ontology annotation, molecular function: single-stranded DNA binding; single-stranded DNA helicase activity; ATP binding.
ACACACAUUUCACCGCUGUUUACGGCUAAAUGUCAAAGCCUUUACGUCUAUCAGCUGUUGACAGCGUAUCUGUCAAACCGUUCAGUUCUCAUACACUUUUAAGCACAACCGAGACAGUGAAAAGGCGCGAAUACGAUUCAGUUUUGACAGCAAAGUAGUAAGCAAUGCUAAGUUAGCAUCGGAGCACAACAAAGAACCGGUUGGUGAAGUUUAUUUUCACAAAUGAUGAAAUCAUAACGCUGUUCUUAGAUAGCACAAAUGAACAAAUCAACAUGGACACAUACUUAAAAGAGCACUACUACGAUCAAAUCAUAAAUUUGCUGAAUGAACCGAACGAUCGAACGCAUGCAUCGCUACAAGUUGACUUGAGUUUGCUACAGCAACACAAUUUCAACUGGUUGCAAGCAAUUUUGUUGUGCGUUUACGAUGAACAACCGAAAUGGAAUGCUGCAUUGUUUACAGCACAACGGUCAAUUGCAUCCGAACAGGAGGCUUUUCUAGAGGAAGGCUAUCAAAUUAAAUCGGUUUGUCAUGUACGAUUCAUCCAUUUGCCAGCAUCCGAUCGACGAUUCAAACUCCCAUUCCCGAAUAAUGAUCAAGUUGGACUGUUUCGAGAUGUCAAAGGAACGGUGGUGCGAAUGUCGCAAGUCAAAUUGCUUGAAAUAAAACGUGAUUUUAUUUGUUCGAAAUGUGGAACGUUGAUUGAAAUUGAAGCCGACUACACGCUCAUGUAUCGGUUUGAUGUACCGAAAAAUUGUACAAAAUCCGAUUGCAAAGGGAAUAUACAUCAAAAAGAUUCAGAGCCGAAUCCAAAGAAUUGCGUCAACUAUCAAGAAUUGAAAAUUCAGGAGGCGCUCAGCGAAAAGAAUAUACCGCCAACUUUGGUCGUAACACUCGAUGCAGAUUUGGUUGAUUGCUGUCAGCCCGGUGAUUGUGUUACGAUUUGUGGAACAGUGGAGCGUCGAUGGAUAUCUUUCAAUGAAACAAAAACGGAAGCCAUGAUUUCAAUGCGUGCGGUUAGUUUGGUUCGAGAACAGAAUAACUUGACCGUCGAGGACAGUUCUCUGUCGGAACAAAUGAUGACAAUCAAAGCGGACUGGUUGGAACAUUUGAACAAGCACGGUGAGCUCGGAAUGCGAGAUAUUAUUCUGAAAUCGAUUUGCCCGGAUGUAUACGGAAUGUAUCCAGUGAAACUAGCACUUGUCUUGGCUAUAUGCAGUGGAAAUGAGAUCAGCGGCAACAAAUCGUAUGAUGGAUUGCAUCAAAGAGGUCAAUCGCAUGUAUUGAUGGUUGGUGAUCCCGGUUUGGCCAAGUCCAAGCUACUGCUAAGCGCAGUUUCAAUCGCACCAAGAGCCGUACAUACAACGGGAAUGGGAUGUUCGUCCGCUGGUUUGACUGCAGCUGCCAUUAAGGAAGACGGUGAGUGGGUGCUUGAGGCUGGAGCCCUAGUGCUGGCCGACGGUGGCAUUUGCUGCAUUGAUGAAUUCAAUUUGAUCAGAGAUUCAGAUCGGUCUUCUAUUCACGAGGCGAUGGAGCAGCAAACCAUCAGUAUGGCGAAGGCGGGCAUCGUGUGCAAGUUGAAUACACGUUGCGCCAUUUUGGCUGCGGCCAAUCCGAAAAAUUUACACGCUAUGAGCGAACCAGAAGGCACCAGUUCAAUAAACAUUGGCAUCGCUACACCUUUGUUGAGCAGAUUCGAUUUGGUGUUCAUAUUGAAAGACGAACGGAUCCCCGAAUGGGACGAUGCCAUCGCUGAUCAUUUGCUCGCUCAAGUGACGACCGGCUUUCAAGAACUCAUCGUUCAGCAGGAUGCAGAACUUUGGAAUGCUCAAAAGUUGCAGACACACUUUGCUGCCGUGUGUCAAGUUCAACCCAAAAUGACACCGAUUGCAAGCGCCAUCUUGGGUGCAUAUUAUCGGAAAUGCCGUUCAGAUCAAAAUCGCGAUCAAGGCAGAACAACCGUUCGUUUGCUCGACAGUUUGAAUCGUUUGGCUGAGGCACAUGCUCGGAUUUUGUUUCGUGAGGAAGUGACUGUGAUUGAUGCGAUAGUAACAAUUCGUUUGAUGGAAUCAACAUUCGGUUUUGGACGAAUUGUAAAGCCAUAUGAUGUGAUUAAAGAACCGCUGCCACUUGGCCCAGAAGCCGAUGAAAUUAAAUGCAUAUUGGAGAUAUUGGAAAUAGAUGACCAAUCAUUCUCUAAAGAAGAUGUGAAGAACCCCACUCAAAAAUCUACUGGUCAAGACAGUGGAAUUUCGUCACAAAAAGUUUCAAAGCCAAUUCAAUCCACCCAGACUACACUUCAACCUAUCCAAAAUACACUUCAAUCCACCCAGAAUACUCUCAGUCAACCAAAUUCCAGUCAGAAUCAACAUGUUCAAGAGAACAAAACGCAAAAUCAGACUCAAAAGCCCACAACUCAAACUGUGGCCAAAUCAAAUACGCCAAGCUUACGAACGUUGUCACAAUCGCAGCGACUAAGACUGCCUGGUGGUUCAUCUCAACUUAAACAGUCAAAACCUCAAAAUACUCAAGCAUCAAAUUUUCAAGCCGUUGUCGAUAUGAAUCCUGACGAAUUGGAUGAAUUGCUUUCGUUUGAUGUGAAACCAGCAAAAACGCAAGAAAAGUGUCAACCAACGACAUCAACUCAGAGGGAAGACAACAAUCAACAUGCUAUGUCGGAUGAUGCGGACAUACUUCUAUCGCAGGCAUUGGAUGACCUUGAAAAUUCUUCAAUUGGCGAACCAAAGUCAAAAAUGCCAAGGCUUGAAUUCAAGCCACUAGCCCGACGAACGUUGAGUUUGGGCCGAUUCAAAUGUGCCAUUUCUAAAAGCAAACAAAGUGCGAGUCCAUCUGGCGAAUCAUCAACAUCUGUUGCCUCUAUACCAUCUCAGCAUCAAUUUCAAACGCUGAACGAAUCGGUAAAAAAUCGAAUCCUUUGCACUCCAAGUGACGAUGAAAACUCUCAAAAUGCGCCAUUGAACCGAAAAUUGCCUACCAAAACGUUGAACCUGUUGAACAAAUUCAGAUUCAAAGAGAAUCUCAACAAAAACCAACCACUACAACAGCAAAAUGUUCAGCAACACAAAUCUGAUGGAUCGCAACCCGAAAAUGAUAGUGCAUACGAUACAAUGUCCUUUGACUCGAGUGCGUCAAGCACUGUUUCGGCUUCAUGCAGAAAGACGGGAAAGACACCAGUCUUAUUUGCGCCAAGUGGCGAAACGCAAAACAAAAUGGACGAAGAUGACCUUAGCUUCUUAGAUACACUUAAAUUUACAUAGAUCACAUCGCGAUUCUAAUGCAUACAUUCCAAGCGACGCUUAUAUAGCAUAUGAAUAACAUUAUUAUUAUGAAAAAUAUUUUCUAACUUGGAAAUUCUGAGAUAUUAGCAUUUGAGAAAAAGAAAUUAGAUUUAUAUAUAUUGAAGAGCUCUUUUUUUCUGUAAACUUUCAGACACAAAUUCAAAACAAGUUUUGCCACUUUGAUUAGGCAUAAGUGACUAACUAAGAUCGUUUAGACGGACGUUUAGAAUUAAUCUCAUCUUAUAUGAAUAUUUUGUUCAAUUUAACAAAUGCAAUUUAUUAAUAAAACACAUGCAAACUUGAAA